Molecule: messenger RNA, 10609 nt
Organism: Artibeus jamaicensis (Jamaican fruit-eating bat)
Lineage: Eukaryota; Metazoa; Chordata; Mammalia; Chiroptera; Phyllostomidae
Gene: SPATA13
Product: spermatogenesis associated 13
Exons: 16
Coding region: 999-4685 (1228 amino acids)
Biological process (GO): filopodium assembly; lamellipodium assembly
Cellular component (GO): cytoplasm
Molecular function (GO): guanyl-nucleotide exchange factor activity; protein binding
Source: RefSeq, a predicted model, not a curated record
UCCUGAAGAGGACUCAAGACUGCAGUUCCUACACCUCACCGCGCCCUGCCGAGAGCAACAAACAAUAGCCCAGCCCGGGUCUGGAAAGCCCAACUCUCCCCUGAGGAUGAGCGGGUGGAGUUAUUCAACGUCAGGGAAAUGUGGCAUCUGAAUAGCCCUUCAGAGCCAAUCCAAAUUCUGACCAGGAAGGUAACUGUCGGACGGGUUCACCAUCUCUGGACUAAGUGGCCUGAAGGUCCCCGCCUUUUGUGGUGAAAAUGUGCAGGGCGCGGGGCCCUCGGGGUGGCGCUCGCUGGGACGAAGUUCCCAGCUGCUUCCCCCGGACUUCCUUUCCACUUGGAGUUCGUCGCUGGAUGAGUAGAGCUCUCCAAAGACCCCCUUGCUAGUUAGGAAGAAUAAUGGAAAAGGGCGCCUUGUCUAGAAGUCUGAGUUGAUAAUCCUGACUUGAGACUCAGAAAGAUGCACAGACAUCUAACGACUCUGAUUCUGGGGGAUUUCUGAGGGCCAUUCCUACGGAGCACCAUGUUUAGUCCUUCCUGAUCCCUGCUUUUGACUCGCAGUGGACCAGCUAGCUCCCUUUGCAGGGAGAGCUUCCUCCUCCAUUCUGCAGGAUUGUGCUGGGCACUGACCAACCAGCUGCUUACAAAGUGGAAGCACAGGUGGAACUGGCCUUUCUGUGGGAACAUCAGCCUUCAUGAUCCUGCCCAGGACACACGAAUCCUAUCUGAAGAACAAAUGUACCUGGUUCUCUGAGAUGGACAGUACAUCACAGAGCGGCCUCUCAUGGAGUCCUGGAAACACAGCUACUGAAUUUAUUUGGGGCACUGAAAGGAGCAGUGGCCACAACUGAGGAGGAGCCCAGUGUGCAAAGCAAGUGUGAAAGCCGAAUAGGCAGCAGCCUCAGAGAUGAAGAUCUGCACCUGGGGCCAGUGGACACCGGUGUGCACGUGGGGUUGAAUCACGCUGCCCUGUUGCCACAGGCUUCUGGCCCUGAGAACAUGACAACAGCCCAGAACGGCCACAGGCGAGUUGCUGCAAUCCCCUGUUCAGGCUUGGAACCGCCAGACGCCAGCAUGGUGAUUUACCCAGCCUGUCAGAACGGAGGAUGCGGUGGCGACACCGAAGCCCAGGACUCCAGGCUGGGCCCUGCUAAGCUUGUGCGUCUCUUCUCAGUGAGCAGGAAGAGGACAGGUGUCAACCCCGAGAGGCCCUGCUCCAUGGUUCUGAUGGGGCAGUCCUCCACCUGGAACACCCUGGCCUCUUUUCGGAAGAUGGGAUCUUUUAAAAAACUGAAGUCCUCCAUCCUUCAGGGAAUUCAAAACCGAGAGGGGCCCUAUGCAGCUAAGGAGGAGGCCUCAGAGCCUGAUUUGGGCCCAGCCCUCCCCAGUGGGACAACCGUGGUAGUCUCAGCAGGCAAGCGCAGCUCUUUGGAAGCUGCCAGUGGGCUCCCCCAGCCUGGCCCCGUGUCAUCAGAUGGCUCAGAGCCGGAGGAAGCAGACAAUGCCUUCCAGAGGAGCACGCACCGCUCCCGCAGCCUGCGCCGGGCCUAUGGCUUGGGCCGCAUCAGCCUCCGGGACUGCGAGCACCAUGGCUUGCCCUUGCCCUCUGCUAUCCAGGAGCCUCCAGUGUGUGCCAUCCUUGUGAAAGACUCUGAGAACAAUGGCAUCUCCUCCCAGAGGAACAAGAGCACGGACAACCUGAACUUCUGGAGGAAGGGUUCUUUCAGAAGGAAAUCUGCCUCCAAUCCCGCGGACCUCAAGAUAGGGCCCGACAGGCCCAUGACCCAACUAACGCUAAGCAGCUGCUCUGCAGACUCAGAGAAGCUCAGCGGGUCCGAGAGGAGGGUGAAACGCUUGAAGAGCCCCAUCAGGGCCAAGGACUUUGACCGGGUCCUCAGGCUGGUGAGCAGAGCCACAGAGGCAGCCUUGAAGCAAGAGGGAACCAGGAGCCCUGUGGCCUCCCCGAGGCCCAGGGCCUGCAGCUGCCUACACGAGGACUACUCUCGCCGGGUGUCCAGCAGCAUGGAGCUGGAACACAGGAGGCGCACCAUUGCCCCAGGCUUUAGCCCGGCCCGCCCGUGGGGCCCCCAGCUGAACUUGGAGACGGUGGUAUUUCCUCUCCAGGUCAAGAGCAUUGGUCCUUGUGCUGGCAGCUUACCGCCAAGUUCAACUGCCCAGGAAUUAUUGCACCGAAAUUCCCACGAACCAAAACCUGGCAGCCAGUUUAUAUUGGAACCUGAGCAGCAUCUCAUGCCGCUAAGGCCCACCACACCCAAGCCCCCUAGUCCUCAGAGCCCAGGCAUAGGAAAUGCCAAGUGUGCUAACAAUCUGAGUGUGUUGUCCCUGAGUUCAGUGGACAGUGACGAGAGGGCAGAAUGUCUUGUGUCCUUCCCAGAUUCAGUGCAAGCCACAUGUGGCAAAGGCAGUAAGGACAGCAGCUCCAGCAGCCACCCUCAGCUGAACCUCAGUGGGGCUUGGGAUCUAGAAGAAAAGGAGGAGGAGGAGGUUUUUACUGAGGAUUCCUGGAGGUGGGGCUCAUCCCUGGAGGAAGAAAGGACAGAGGCUUUGAGAAUCUCAAUCUCCAGGAGGACAUGGGGCUCUGGGAGAAGGUCAAGGCCUCGACCACUCUCAGACUAUAGCCAGUUGGCCAGCCCAAGUCUGUCUAUUCCUGAAGACUCCAUUGCUGUGGACCCCCAGAAGGAAGACACUGUAGACAGUGGCCACCAGCUGGACAUGGCCUCCAUGGUGCCUGCAGACCAGAAGGCUGCCAUGUGCUGCCCCAGAGGAGGCCAGAGAAGACGUCCCAUCUCUGUGAUAGGCGGGGUCAGCAUCAAUGGGGACAGCCAGACAGAAGCAAUAGAGAAUCUUCUAACCCAACCUGCAGCCAGGCCUCCUGUGCCAGCUCACCAGGUGCCACCCUACAAAGCAAUUUCUGCCCGACUCCGGCCAUUCACAUUUUCCCAGAGCACCCCCAUUGGGCUGGACCAUGUGGGACGCCGGCGGCGGCAGAUGAGAGCAUCCAACAUUUCCUCAGAUGGUGGCACUAAGUCUUCUGCCUUAGUGGAUGAUAAUGGCAGUGAGGAGGACUACAGCUAUGAAGACCUCUGCCAGGCCAACCCCAGAUACCUGCAGCUGGGUGGGGAGCUGCUGGCCAUCAAUGAGCUGAUCAGCGAUGGCAGUGUGGUGUGCGCAGAAGCACUGUGGGACCACGUGACCAUGGAUGACCAGGAGCUGGGCUUCAAGGCAGGAGAUGUCAUUCAGGUUCUGGAAGCCUCUAAUAAGGACUGGUGGUGGGGCCGGAGUGAGGACCGGGAAGCCUGGUUCCCUGCCAGCUUCGUCAGAUUGCGAGUCAAUCAGGAAGAGCUGUUGGAGAAUUCCAGCAGCACCCAGGGUGAGGAGCCAGAGGAGGAUGCUGGCAAGAAACACUCAGAGAACAAGCACCAGAUGAGGACCAAUGUCAUCCAGGAAAUCAUGAACACUGAGCGGGUGUACAUCAAGCACCUCAAGGACAUCUGUGAGGGCUAUAUUCGGCAGUGUCGCAAGCAUACGGGAAUGUUUACUGUUGCACAACUAGCCACCAUUUUUGGAAACAUUGAAGACAUUUACAAAUUCCAAAGAAAGUUCCUAAAAGACCUUGAGAAACAGUAUAAUAAAGAGGAACCUCAUUUAAGUGAAAUAGGAUCCUGCUUUCUUCAACAUCAAGAGGGUUUUGUGAUCUAUUCUGAGUACUGUAACAACCACCCCGGCGCCUGUGCCGAGCUGUCCAACCUGAUGAAGCAGGGCAGGUACCGGCACUUCUUUGAGGCCUGCCGCCUGCUGCAGCAAAUGAUGGACAUUGCUAUUGAUGGCUUCCUGCUCACACCUGUGCAGAAGAUCUGCAAGUACCCACUGCAGCUGGCGGAGCUGCUCAAGUACACCACGCAGGAGCACAGUGAUUACAGUAACAUAAAGGCAGCAUAUGAGGCCAUGAAGAAUGUAGCCUGUUUGAUCAAUGAACACAAACGCAAACUGGAAAGCAUAGACAAGAUAGCGCGGUGGCAGGUGUCCAUCGUAGGUUGGGAGGGGCAGGACACUUUAGACCGAAGCUCAGAAUUGAUCCAUUCUGGGGAGCUGACCAGGAUCACUAAGCAAGGCAAGAGUCAGCAGCGGACAUUCUUUCUGUUUGACCACCAGCUGGUGUCCUGCAAGAAGGACCUGCUGCGCAGGGACAUGCUCUAUUACAGGGGCCGCAUGGACAUGGAUGACAUGAAGCUCGUGGACCUAGAGGAUGGGCGGGACAAGGACUGGAAUCUCAGUGUAAAAAAUGCCUUCAAGCUUGUCAGCAAAACUACUGAUGAGGUGCAUCUGUUUUGUGCCAAGAAACGAGAAGAUAAGGCAAAGUGGCUGCAGGCUUGCAAGGAUGAAAGGAGGCGGGUGCAGGAGGACCAGGAGAUAGGAAUGAAAAUUUCCGAAAAUCAAAAGAAACUUGCCAUGUUAAAUGCUCAAAAGGCAGGACAUGGGAAGUCAAAAGGCCACAGUGGAUGCCCCGAGGCCCUGCCACACCAGGGCUUGCACCCCAUUCAUCAGCGCCACAUCACCGUGCCCACCAGCAUUCCUCAGCAGCAGGUGUUCACCCUGGCAGAACCCAAGAGGAAGCCUUCACUGUUCUGGCACACCUUCCAUAAACUCACCCCUUUCAAGAAAUGAAAAGAGGGAGGGCUGCACUUCAACUGUGCACAAUCCAAGGACAGUCUUUGGACCCAGUGCUGGAAACUUCUUUUGAGGAUGAAUAACAAAGAGAAGGACUUGGGCUCACCUUCGGUGUUCAGAGACACAACUGUCUCCUUGGAAGGGGGAGAAGGUGGUGAUGCUUUCACAUACACAGGAACCCUCUGUGACCUGUGCCAAGGCAGCCAAGACCAAGGACCUGGUGACGUAUUCUAAAGUGAGUGCUGAACAGAGGGCCCUGCGAGCCUCACUGGUGACAGAUGCUGUGCACAGCCCAGGUCCAAAGUGCCGUGAGGAAGGGCAGGAUGGCGUGGCACUUUUGCAUUUGAUUUGAAGGCAGUGGUAGUCCUGGAAUUGGGAUGAUACUACUCAUCGCUGGCACAGGUAAGCUGCAUCUCUCUUCCAUGGUAUUAGGAAGGGACUUACUGCAUAUGUGGUAUCCUGGGUGUCAUCUGAACCUACACAGUUGCCAUAUGGCAGUGCAGUCUUCAUCCAGCCAGGUUCCUCUCCUCUACAGGCUGGAGGGGAAAGUGAGCCUACUGUGUGACAGGGAGGUCUGCAAGGCAGAGUGACUUCAGCCUCCUAACGGUAAGGCUAUUUUCCAGAGAGGGAGGGAGGUAGAGGAAGUCCUACAUGGGCUAGAUUGGCCCUUCUCAAGUCAGGUAUGCUCCUGUACACAUGCAGUAUAUGACUUCAUGACCAGAAGUCAUGUCUAUUGACACAUCAUAAACUAAAACUAUUCAAACAUACCCACUUGCAAUAUAAAAACCCAUUCCUUUUGAUUUUAUGGCAAAGUGAGUAUGCAAAUGCACCAAUCAAAAGGCAUUCUAACUCCAUCAGUUAUUCCUGGUACCCUUAACAAUUAACUUAUAAUGGCAUUUACAUUCCCCUGAGAAAGCAUGAGCUUGUGAGCAGUCCAGGUGCAUAUAUAGAGCCCACUUGGUUGCAUGAACCCAAAUAGCAGUGCUGACUGUGCCAUUAUUAGCAUGUCAGAAGGUUUCUGAAGAGUCCCUCUUUAUAAAAGAGAACUUAUCAAAAUAUAUCUAGACUCAGAGCAGUCUUUUUUUAAUGAGGGCCACAUGGUCUGAUACCUAUCAACGUUUUUUUCCUAGUCUAUAUUGUAAAUUUUUAUGAAAGUAACUUUUAAAUAUGUCUGGAAAAGACAGGCUCUGCAAGCGAGAUGCCAUUGUAAAUUACUUUGUGCCCUGGAUGGGAGGGUAUUGUAUGGCACAAGUUGUGGUUUUCUAUUUGAGAAUCUCUUUUUUGUAUGCUACUCUCAGAAAGUUGUUUUCCACUAGACUCAUGCUUGAGAAUGAACAAACCUGUACUGUCAAACAGAGGUGGAAUCUGAGUCUCUGGGUGUGCAGCUCCUCCUCUCCCUCCUCCUUCCUCAUACCCAGAGCUGUUCCCGAAGGAGGUAAAGUUCUGCAACAAGGGGACAAAAAUCCUGGGCCUCUCAGGUGAGGCUCAGAGCAGCAUCCUACAGCAGUGUCAGAAAGUCAUACCUGUCCUUGAGCCUGCUCUGUACCUCCAGGCACUCUUAGCAACAGCGCUGGGCAGUGUUGCUAGGAGGUUGCGCUGGCCCAUAGCCAGCAACCCCAGACGUUGCUGGGAAGAGGCUUCUCAGGAGGUGCUGUGUGUACACACAUGAGCAUGUGUGUUUCGUGUCUGAGAAGAAAUUUCAAUUUUAGUAACGUUUAUAUAACUGACCUUUUUACUAACAAAAAAUGUUAUGUUUUCUAAACUAUACUAAAUAUGCUUUUCAUGGGCCCCUCAGCAAUAACUGUAGGGGUCUAUGUGCUGAAGUAGAGUUCUCUGUAUAUACAGCAGUUUUGAACAGUUGGUUGUGUUUUGUUUUUCGUAUAGGAGAAUUAUGUUAAGGAAGCAAAGAGAACUAUUUGCUUAGGUUAUAUUUUAAAUGAAUGUUCAGUGAGUAAAGAACCACUCAGUGGGCUUCCACUUGCUAAUAUUUAUUAAUGGGCAAUAAAGAAAUGCUUUAAGUUCUGUGACAAGUCCUGACUUAUUUCCCAGCUGAGCCCUGACUUUGGUCCCCACCUCUUGCUCAUGGACUCCUAACAAGAACAGGAAGCUCAGACCCUGGCUGGCAUGUAGCUCAGUGGAUUGCCUGCAAAAAAAGAGUCACAGGUUCAAUUCCCAGAUCAGGGCACAUGCGUGGGUUGUGGACCAGGUCCCCAGUAGGGGAUGUGUGAGAGGCAACCACACAUUGAUGUUUCCUUCUCUUUCUCCCUCCCUUCCCUCUGUCUAAAAAUAAAUAAAAAUCUUAAAAAGGAAAAAAAAAGAAGAACAGGGAGCUUGGAUAUCCAGGCCUGCAGGGCCCCUGGGGCCUGUCAGCUCUGUACCAUGUGAGAAUCACCUGUUCAAAGAUCUGUUCUAGGUGGGUCCUGCUUGGGUUUUCAGUUGAUUUUGAAAACUGCUAAAAUAGAUUUAAAAGGACAGAAUGUCCUUUGACUUCUUUAAGUAAACAUGUCUAGCUUCAAUUGUUUUACCAAAUGCCAUGCCAGAGUUCUAUAAAGAAUAGAUGGCUCAAGUAGCCGAAUUUUGGUUUGCCAAACUUCCUUCUUGACUUAAGUCACAUGUUCCACUUCGAAAGUAUAGAAAAAACAGUCUCUAUACAGAUUAUGUAUGAAUUUCAUUGGGCAUUUAACUUUCUCGGUCUUUCUUUCACUCUUUUGAAUCCUACAUUGCACAACACGGUAGACCAAAAAAAGAAGAGAUGAUAUAGAAUUUUGAUGAACUUCACCUAUUCUAUCAUUCAUAUUUCAGAAUUUGAUAACUGUCGAAAGGCAGUUGCACUGGCUUUGGGUCAAGAGCAACCUCCUCAAUGUUGACCAUACCUAAAAUUUAGAACAACUUUGCAAUAGAUAAAAAAAACAAUCAUAAAAUAGAAUGUUUAUAAAAUCCUGGAGAAAUAGCAUUUUUUGUCUUUGGGCUGAAAAGUAGAAAAAGAGUGGCAGCAGCUUGCCAGGGCUUUGAUGAGACAGACCAUCUGUAUAGUUUAGUUCAUUUUCAGUAUAUCUGAUCUUUUUCACCUGGAUCUGAUAUUGUAGUUGAAAACAUUUCAUUUCCAUCUCCCCACUAUUUCUGAAUAUUAUUGUAUCUUUGUGUACCUAAUCUAGAUGAAGACUAAUUUAGUGCCUGUUCAGAAAAUCCCUUUGAUACUAGACACAGCAAAAGUGCAUUUCAUUGAAAAUUUGGUUCACAAUAGAAAUCUUUCAUAAAAGCCAUGAUAUGUGAUAUUUUAUCAGUUGGAGAUAAUAAUGUGCCCACAUUGCUGAUAUUCCUCAAUAAAAUCAACUCACUUAGCCAGAGUAGAAUAGCCUGACUACCUGGAGUUAGGGGGGAAAUUGCUGUAUUAUUUUUUGUUGAAGAGAAAAACAGAUGUGUCUCUCACAGGACUGUGUCAGCGAGUGUGAAUAAAUGUCCUUUCCAGGCUAUAGGACACAAACUAACCAGGACAAACUGCACACAGUUGUCCCCAGCAAUGAGCUUCACCUAUCUAUUGUUCUCUCUAUUAAAGUGUCACUUGGCUAAUGCUGCUCUCAGGACGGAUGUGGUAAAGUUCAAAAGAUUUUGGGAGAAAAAAAAAACUAUCUGACCUUGAAAAAUCCAAAAGAUUAAAUAUUUAAUGCAAAUGUACUUAGCUACAACAUACAUGACAAUAUUGCCCUUAGUUAUUCCAUAGGCAUCAACAUUUGUAUUUAGAAUACUUUGUUUGAUUCUGUGAUUUCAUACUUCAUUCCUUGUGUAAGUGUUAGAGUCAUUCAUAUUUGACUUAAUGUACUUGCAAGGCUUUUGGUAACCUUUUCAUUUUAACUCAACACCAAGAUGAUAUGAUCCAUGUGAGUUGUGACAGCUCCCAAACUGGGGAGCUGGCUGUGGACAGCUGAAAGAUGUUGUAUAAGAUCUCUGUGACUUGAAAUGUAUUUUUGUUGAAUGAAGUUUUUAUAAAAAUAUAUACAUAUAUUUACAAUGUUAUUUGAAUGAUUUAUUGUAAAUGCUGUGAAUCUAUAUUUGUUUUGUACCUGUAUAUUAAAAUUAAUUUGCCAAACUGUUUCUAGUAGUACAUUUGUAUAUUCGAAUAAGUUGUUUUUAAUAGAGAUAGAAGGUCAGGAGGGUUUGUGGGAUUCACAGUGCAUUUCUUACCUGGACAUCGAUGGAGUUCUUUUCAGUAAUAAUCUGUCCAUUAAUGAGCUAGAUUGGACCACUGGACAAAAGUGGGAGAAAGAAGGCUCUCCAUACCUGUCCAGGGGGGAGUGAAUAGGGACCACUUGACUCAAAAAAAGUCACUAAACAUUGGAAUAAAAUUGGUAAAGCCAAAACCUGAAAUGAGAAGUCCAAUUUUGUGACAGCAGCUUUUGCAUAGAUAGUAGAAGGUGGACAGUAGACAACAGAACAUGCCUCUUGUUUCCCUGCUGCUGGCCAAGGAAAGGUCUGGCGCCUUUGCUGAUCCACUAGUGGCCCUAGGCCUACUUACCCUCUGGGGUGGGGUAUAUAACAAUUUCCUCCUCUAAUUAAUGGCUCUGAAAAGCUAGUAAAUAGCCCAUUGUUUGCUGUGACUGUGAUCUGAAAAGGAUUCCUAUAAAGGUUGCCAGGCAGCUAGUUCCCCCGCCCCUCCCUGUUUUGUUUGUUUACUCUUACUAGCUGGAUUCUCCUGGAGCUGGAGGGAAAGAAGGGGCUUAGCUGGGGGUUGUGGUUCUUGGAGGGGUGAGAGUUCUGGGAACCAAAGUCUGCCUCUCAAGGGCUGGCUCCCAAGGACUCAAUCUGGUAACACACACACACACACACACACACACACACACACUAUGUAUGUAUAUAUAGGCAGGAGUGGGAUUAGAGGUCUGUGGCCAUUUCUUCUAGAAGAGUUGUGGGGAGGUGACCUAACAUGAGUCACUUGCCCGAUGCCCUGGAAAGACAUGCUGAAAUGUAUGAAUCCUCCAAAAGAGCUUACAAUUGAAAAGGGAAGACAGACAGGCACAAUUAAAAUUGAGUGUGCACGGUGCAACACAGGAGUGUUGGACUUCAGGAAACAAAUCCCUUCCUCUAGUAUCAGGGUAAGAAGCAGCAUACAGGAGGCCAGGCCCCAGUGGGACCCUGCAGGGUGAACCCUUCACAGCAGGGCCGGUGUGAUGCUAGCCAGGGGUGGUAUAAACUGUGUGAGACCAACAUAUUGAAGAUGGAUCAAAGAAGACCUUUGGACCUUGAUGAUACGCUGGGAUUUUGUUCUUUAGGCAAAGACUUUGAGACAAGGGAUGUUGUAGCCAAACAUUCUUAGGCACUCAUGCCAGUGACAGAGAAAAGUGCAGGUUGAAAACCAGAGGCAGGGAGGUAAUUUAGGAGACCAUACCCAGUGAAGAGACCAUGGGAAAGGAGAGGAGGUAGGAUGGGAAGGAUGCUCAGUGGCAACAGCAAGUCUCAGUCAGCCACCAGAUGUUGGGAGGAGAUGGUGGUUUCCAAGUUCUUCCUUGGGGUGACUGGUGGAUGUGUUAUACCCAGCUAGGAAAAUUACAGCUAGGGCAUUACCCAACCCUAAAUCUGCAGUUCCUGGAACAGGGUAAUGAACAAACAUCCGGGAACAAUUGGGUUUAAAAUUCUAGCCAAAUAAGGUAACUAACCCGGCCCGCCAGAAAGUGCCCGCCAGCAGCAGCACCCACCAAUCAGGGACCCUCGCCGUUUUUAAAUAAGCCAAUAGCUAACCGCCACCUCUGCUUCUGUAUGCCUUUGCUUGCUUGCUAGAAAAUAUAAAUACCCAGUAGUCUGUAAGCCAGGUGCGACUUCCAUUUUGUAGCUCUGAGUAGCUACGUGACUCCGGUCACAGUUGGGGAAGUUCGCCCCUGCGCAGGAAAAUCUUUGGCCAUUAAAAUUUUUAUCAGUUCGGUUCUGGA